Messenger RNA from Betta splendens (Siamese fighting fish), 2230 nucleotides. Its product is annotated as muscle, skeletal receptor tyrosine protein kinase. Lineage: Eukaryota; Metazoa; Chordata; Actinopteri; Anabantiformes; Osphronemidae. The coding region runs from base 111 to 1676 and encodes 521 amino acids. The transcript is spliced from 13 exons. The record is from RefSeq and is a predicted model, not a curated record.
GUGUGCUGCAGCACUUCGACUCUGUUUACGACUGUAAAACUCCUGUAUCACGCAGCCCGAUUGCAUUUGAAGCCUUUACAUGUAAUGAAAACGGUAUUGUUUCUUCAAGAAUGCUGGCGUCGCUCUUUGUGGUGGUUGUAGGUUUGUGCUACUGUAGCACGGAGAGCAGUGAGCCUUUUCUGUGGCGUCCUCAGCUCUACGGCCCCUCAGAGGGUCUGGUGACGCGCAUCGUACAAUUACAAUGUGAACUUCUGAGCUACCCGAAGAACGAAUCUGUCCUGCUGCAGCUCUUUAAGACGGGCACCCGUACCAGGGCGCUGGGCGAGUACACGCUGCACGGCCGCGUGGCGACCUUCAACCUGGUGCUCGGACCGCACCACGACGGCAGCCUGGAGUGUGUGGCCACGCUGCAGAACAACACCUUGUCCUCAGAGGCCAUCGUCAGCAACUCCCAUCACCUGAAGGUUGUUGUGCCAGUGAGAGGUGCAAGGAUUGAAGUCCUCCACGGGUCCCUGGAGUUCUUUGAGGGGAGGGGGCUGACGCUGCGCUGCACACUUCAAGCUGGAACUUAUGUCUCCUACAAGUGGUUCCUGAACGAUCGGCUCCUGCGCCAGUCUCAGUUCCGCCAUCAGGUCGCUGGCGACCUCCGCAUCAACAGAACCACCUCCAAAGACAGCGGCUCCUACAGGUGUGUGGCUGCCAACGAGUUCAACGGCACCCUCUUCACCUCCAACGCCUCUGAAGUGGUCGUUACUGUCAAAGACGCGGCGUCGGAGCCUGACAUCUCCUUCGUCGUCCUGAAGGAGGGCUCCCACGACUACUCGGCUGUGGUCACCUGUCAGUCGGCGAGGGGGGCCACGCCCAUCACAUUCUCCCUCUACAACGGCACGGGGCGACAAAUGAUCGGCAGUCAGACCAGCGGAGACAGAGAGGCCACGUUUAAGCUUCCCGUUGAGUUGGGCCGACACAUGGGAUGGAUCCGGUGCAACGCCAGCAAUGGAGCCUGGCCUGCGCACAGUCAAUGGCUGCCUUUAGAAGUCGUCCCGGUCAGCGGGCCGGUGAACAUAAGCUACGACUAUGACACUGGGCAGAACUACGCCGUGGUCCACCUGAGGUUCCACUGCAGGCCGGCGAAGGGCUCUCAUGCACGCUUCCACUGGUUCCUCAACGACACCCUCCUCCCCGAGCGCGGCAGCUUCUACAGGAUAAUCCACAAGCUCCCGGGAGAGUCCCAGCUGGAGCUGCACGUGGAGGGGAGGAGUGCAGGGACCUACCGGUGCGAGGCGUACGACAGCUUCGACAACAGCACCGGCUUCAGCAGCAAGAAGCAGUACAUGGAUGAAGAAGUGUUGAAUCGUCUUCCCGUCCUGGUGGUGGCAGUCGUCUUUGGGUGUUUCAUCUUCCUGAUUCUCCUCGUCUCCGUUUGCUGCUGGUUCGGCGUGAUGCGUAGGAGAAGACUUUUUGGAGACGCAUCACUGUUUGGUCUGGACAUCAAGAAAAACAUCAUUUUGUACGAAGGCGAGCUGGAUCUAUUAGACAACAGCGUGGAUGAAGAUUUGGGGAAGACAACCAGCAGGGAUGACUCGGAUCAGGCAUCUGAACCUUCUGUAGACGAAUGGCUGCAUAUGGCAGAACAGAGGAACACAAUGGAGGACGGGCCCAUCGAGUUUCCAUGAGAGAUCUUUGUGUUGCAGUUUGUUUGUACAAGCACCAGGACGUGUAGAUGUGUAGAAUGAGUACAAAAUAUAGUAUAUUCCAAGUAUAUUGAAUCAGUAAGAUAAGUAAUUAUUAUUCAUUAUGCAGUUUUUAUUUAUCUAUUAAUUAAUGUUUUUAUGAGGAGUGGCCUCAUAAAAACAUUUAUAAAAAACUAGCUUGCUUGAUGUUGAACAAUAAUUUACUAAAUAGUUGUUCCCACAUUUCUGCCUUUCUGACAUUAAUCUGACACACGGGUCAAGCUGCGAGCUCAUCUUUUACAUACACGUCCUGUGAACUGGACGCUUAUGAAAGCCUUGUUUUUUGGUGUGUGCUUGCUUAGAGAAGUGUAUUUUUAGCUUUUCCAUCCAUUUUUUGACGACGUCUUCCCUGAAACACCUUUGUUUUGCUUCGUUAAGGAGACGUUGUUUAAAUAAAUUUGCGGUAAACACAUUAAUUUUGUCUGCUCGUUUGGUGCACUGUGUUUUUAUGAAAACAUGAAAGAAAUGCACAAUUAUACUAAAGUCAUAUAAUUACA